This is a messenger RNA of Aspergillus versicolor CBS 583.65, 12260 nucleotides long. RefSeq lists its product as uncharacterized. Lineage: Eukaryota; Fungi; Ascomycota; Eurotiomycetes; Eurotiales; Aspergillaceae. Gene Ontology annotation, molecular function: phosphopantetheine binding; 3-oxoacyl-[acyl-carrier-protein] synthase activity; fatty acid synthase activity. Gene Ontology annotation, biological process: secondary metabolite biosynthetic process; fatty acid biosynthetic process. The transcript is spliced from 8 exons. Bases 163 to 12189 code for a protein of 4008 amino acids. The record is from RefSeq and is a predicted model, not a curated record.
UUGUGUCAGUGAAAAUUCUUGCGUCUCCAUGCCCAGUACUUCUCUUUUGUGAUACCCAUCAGUUGGACUGUUCCUUGCUGCAGACUAUCUCCCCUAUUGCAUACCUAUAUCCUUCACUUCAUAUCAAGCAACGGAACUCUCCACACCACCAUAUAGAUCACCAUGGCUAAUAACCACCCCCAAGAGCCAAUCGCCAUCAUCGGCAGUGGCUGUCGAUUCCCAGGUGAGGCCACCUCCCCCUCAAAACUAUGGGAUCUGCUCCGGACACCACGCGAUGUCCUGUGCAAGAUUGAUCGCUUCAGUGCCGACGGCUUCUACAACGCCGACGGCCACCACCACGGCUCCAGCAAUGUCCUGCACUCCUACCAGCUCACCCAAGACACACGCGCCUUCGACGCACAGUUCUUCAACAUCCCCGCCUCCGAAGCCGAGUCCAUGGACCCGCAGCAGCGCUUCCUCAUGGAAGUGGUGUACGAGGCCCUGGAGUCCGGCGCCAUGACGAUCGAGGACCUCGCCGGCUCUCCGACGGCUGUCUAUGUCGGCGUGAUGUGCAAUGAUUAUGCGCAUAUCACUUAUGCGGAUCUAGAGUCUGUCCCGAAGAAUGCUGCUACGGGGUCCGCGCUGAGUAUUCUCUCGAACCGCAUCUCUUACUUCUUUAACUGGACGGGUCCGUCAAUGACGAUUGAUACGGCUUGCUCGAGUAGUUUGGUUGCCCUGCAUCAUGCUGUGCAGACUCUGCGCGAGGGCUCGUCCAAGGUUGCUGUGGCGGCUGGCACGAAUCUGAUCUUCACUCCAACAAACUACAUCGCAGAGAGCAACGUCAACAUGCUCUCGCCAACAGGACGAUCUCGCAUGUGGGACGCCAACGCCGACGGCUACGCUCGCGGCGAGGGUGUUGCAGCCGUCGUACUCAAGAAGCUGAGCCAGGCGAUUUCAGACGGCGAUCACAUUGAGAGUGUAAUCCGGGAGACUGGCCUGAACCAGGACGGGCGAACGACCGGUAUCACCAUGCCCAGCAGCACGGCGCAGGCGGCGCUCAUCCGCUCGACGUAUGCGCGGGCUGGCCUUGAUCUAACGAAAGAGUCUGACAGGCCACAGUUUUUUGAAGCUCACGGAACUGGGACUAAGGCUGGUGAUCCUGAGGAGGCCAGGGCCAUCUACAAUGCGUACUUCGGGAGUGAAGACACCAAGGACUCUGACUCGCUGUAUGUCGGGUCAAUAAAGACUAUUAUCGGACACACGGAGGGCACGGCUGGUCUCGCUGGUCUGCUCAAGGCGUCGCUGGCGGUGCAGAACAGGACGCUGCCUCCUAACAUGCACUUCGAGAGCCUGAAUCCUGAUAUCCAGCCGUAUUAUGGCAAGCUCCAGAUCCUGACCAGCCCGAAACCUUGGCCUGCUCUUGCCCGAGGCGUUCCUCGGCGUGUCAGUGUUAAUAGUUUUGGGUUCGGUGGUGCCAAUGCACACGCAAUUGUGGAAAGCUACACGCCGUCGAAUACGAAUAUCGUCGAACCCAACCCCAGAAGCGAGACUGCAGUCCCAUUCACGUUCUCCGGGUACUCCGAAAAGGCCGUGAUGGCCCAAUUGACGAGUUUCCUGGAAUAUCUCGAGAACAGCCCCAAGCCACGACUGCGAGAUAGCGCAUGGACUCUAUCCCGGCGAUCGGCAUUUGCAAUCCGCACAACGGUCUCCGGCAGUAGCAGCGUCGAGAGACUGCGAGAGAAACUGCAAGCCAAGAUCGAUAGCAAAAAAGACGGCAAGGCCCUUGGGAUCCGGGCCUCAGCGAAGAACGCGAAGAUCCUCGGUGUCUUCACUGGGCAGGGCGCCCAGUGGCCGAAGAUGGGGCUGGGACUUGUCAAGACCUCGCCCAUUGCCAGAAGGAUCUUUGCUCAGCUGGAGAACUCGCUGGCUGAGCUUUCCACCGAGGACAGACCGUCGUGGUCGCUGGUGCAGGAGCUGGAAAGGGAGGCGGAUGAGUCUCGCGUUAUGGAGGGCGAGUUCUCCCAGGUCCUGUGCACAGCUGUCCAGGUGAUGUUGGUCGACCUUCUAUCCUACUCUGGGGUAAAAUUUGAUGCUGUCGUCGGCCACUCGAGUGGUGAGAUCGGUGCUGCGUAUGCUGCUGGCUAUCUCAGCGCCAGGGAUGCAAUCCGGGUUGCAUAUUAUCGGGGGAAGUUUGGCAGACUGGCUCGCGGACGAGACGGAGUUUCAGGAGGAAUGCUCGCUGCUGGGACUGACAUUGCCGAUGCAAAGGAACUGUGCGAGUUAGAGGCCUUCGAGGGCCGUCUCCAGGUCGCUGCCAGCAAUUCGUCGUCCAGUGUCACUCUGUCUGGUGAUGCAGAGGCCGUCCGUGAGGCACAGUUUAUAUUGGAAGACGAGAAGAAGUUUGCGCGUCUGCUCAAGGUUGAUACCGCGUAUCAUUCGUACCACAUGCAGCCAUGUGCCGAGCCCUAUGUUGAUGCCAUGAAGGGGGCUGGCGUUCAGGCCCUGAACCCCCAGUGCGAGACUCGCUGGUUCUCGUCCGUCCUGGAGGGCGAGGAAGUCGGCCCUGAGAUGGCUGACUCUCUGGCAAACACCUACUGGCGUGACAAUCUGCUGCAGCCUGUCAUGUUCUCGCAGGCGCUGGAACAAGCCAUCUCCAGCACGCCUGAUAUCGGUCUUGUGCUGGAGGUUGGACCGCAUGCUGCACUGAAAGGUCCUGCGUCGCUGACCAUCAACGACAAGCUCGGCCGCGAGAUCCCAUACAGCGGCGUCUUAAGCCGCAAUGCAGACGAUGUCGAGUCAUUCUCCGAUGGAAUCGGCACCGUCUGGGCCAGUAUGCCCCGUCCGGUGGUCGACUUCUCACGAGUCGAUGCCCUACUAUCUGCUGGCCCCGAAGACCUGCCACAGCUCUGCGAGAGCGUCCCCAGAUACUCGUGGGACCAUUCCAGGAAGUACUGGAUGGAGUCGAGAUCAUCUGCUGCGCUCCGUCUGCGCCCUGCUGCACACCAUGAACUGCUUGGUGUGCGCGCCGACAGCCUUGACCGCGAGUACCGAUGGCGCAACUUCAUCAAGCCCAGCCAGCUAUCGUGGACUCGCGGACACCAGGUGCAAUCGCAGCUGAUCUUCCCGGGAGCGGGAUUCUCUAUUAUGGCCCUCGAGGCCGCCAAAGUCCUCGCUCCGGCCGAGGAGAUUGCAAUGGUCGAGCUGAUGGACGUGCAGGUCCUGCGGGCCAUGGCCUUCCAGGACGAGAACGCCUCGGUGGAGGUUGUCUGCUCGCUGAUGAAUGUCGUCGAGGACUCUGACCAGUCCUCUAUCACAGCAGACUUUGCCUGUGACAUCUGUCUGUCCAAGGAGUCUGGGUUCGUCAUGGCUUCUUGUGCAACUGUUCGUCUCCAGCUGGGAGAGCCCUCCCCUCAGGCCCUCCCUGAACGAAACGCCUGCACGGUGCGCAUGAACGAUGUCGAUAUCGACCAUUUCUACAGCACCCUCUGGGGGCUGGGUUAUAACUAUACCGAUAUGUUCCGCUCGAUUACCUCGUUGCAGCGCACAACCGAUGCUGCACAGGGCAUUAUCCACACUGAGCUGCCCCCAGAUUACACCACCUCCCUGACAUUCCACCCCUCGACUCUCGACGUCGCUUUCCAGGGUAUCUUCGGAGCCAUGGGCGCACCCGGAGACGGCCGGCUCUGGACCGUCCUCGUCCCAACACGCAUCAAGAGAAUCACAAUAAACCCCAGCGUCUGCGCCCAGAACGCGGGUCUGGGCGUUGACAUGCCCUUCGAUGCCAAUGUGUCCGUGUCCCCCGUCGACGGCGUCGCAGGGGACGUCGAUAUCUUCGACUCCACAGGAAUCAACAAGAUAGUCCAAGUCGAGGGUCUGCAGGUCUCCCCGCUGGCACCUGUAACGUCCAGCGACGACCGCGAGGUCUUCUCCGACACGAUCUGGAACUACCAGGAUCCUGACGCGGCUCGCGGCGUUGCGGAGUGGACGCUGACGGACGAGGAGUGGGAGCAUGCACGGUAUGUGGAGCGGGCGUGCUUCUUCUAUCUGAAGCAGCUGCAGGAGACUAUCACGGCGGAGGAGAGAGAGCGCUGUGACUGGCAUCCGAGGAAGAUGCUGGACUGGGCGACGGAGGUUGUGGGUGUUGUGUCGCGAGGGGAGCAUCCCAUUAUUCGGAGGGAGUGGAUGAACGAUACAUGGGAGAUGCUGAAGGGGCCGUUGGAUGAACUUACUGCCAAGUAUGAGGACUUUGAGAGCCUCACUCAUGUGGGAAAGAACCUCAUUCCGUUCGUCAGGGGCGAGUUCUCCCUCCUCGAGCUGGUGCGUGAUGGAGGCCUGCUCGAACACAUCUAUAGGAAUACGUACGCUUUUUCUGAGUAUAACAGCUAUCUCGGCAAUCUGGUGAAGCAGCUCUCGCACCGAUUCCCACGCAUGGAUAUCUUUGAAAUUGGUGCUGGAACUGGGAGUACCACGGAGGCAGUCUUAAGCAAGAUUGGGGAUCAGUACUCCUCCUACACGUAUACCGACAUCUCGGCCGGUUUCUUCCUCAAGGCACAGGACAUGUUCAAGGAGCACACGGGCAAGAUGGUCUACAAGACUUACGAUGCUGAAAAGGCGCCCAACCAGCAGGGGUAUACCGAACGCACCUACGACCUGGUCAUCGCAUCCAACGUGCUACACGCCACGCACUCGUUGGAAACCACCCUGGCCAAUGCACGAAAGCUCCUCAAGCCCGGUGGCUACUUGGUCAUGCUGGAAGUCACCGACGUGCAGCCUCUCCGGCCGACAUUCUUCUUUGGGUGUCUGCCUGGAUGGUGGGUGGGUGAGAACGACGGCCGUCCUCAUCACCCUCUGGUCACCAAGGAGCGCUGGGGUGAGCUCUUCAGUGCGACUGGCUUCUCGGGGCUCGAUACCUCAACGCCGUCGCAUGAUGUCUUCAUGGCCCCUUUCUCGGUCAUGCUGACCCAGGCUGUUGACAAGCAGAUGAGCCUGAUCCGCCAGCCGUUGCAGGAAGACAGCAAGAUCAAGAUCGACAACCUCUUGAUCCUGGGAGGCGUGGGAUUCACCACUUACGCAUUGAUUGAGAGCGUCAAGGACCAGCUGGAGCCAUUCGUCAACGAGAUCACAAUCGUUGAUACCGUCGAGGCUCUGCAAGAAUCACACUUCCAUCCGCGCCAGAUGCUGCUGAGCCUGGUCGAGCUCGACGCGCCAGUAUUCUCGCCUUUAACGCCCGAGAGAUUCGCAGGAUUACAGAUGCUUACAGAGAAAUGCCGGAACGUCCUGUGGGUCGUGCAGGGCGCUUCAGGCGAGCAGCCCUACGCCAACAUGAUGAACGGCGUGGCGCGCUGUCUGGUUGGUGAACAGCCCGAUAUGCGCUUCCAGUUCCUUGACUUUGACGUUGCCGACACCCUCGACGCGGAUCUCAUCGUCCGGACUCUGCUGCGUCUGCAGGUCUCAGAUGCCUGGCAUACCCUCAUCGAACCGUAUCGGCCAGUUUGGACUCUCGAGCGUGAAGUCCGCAUCAUUCAGGGACAACCCCGGAUCCCCAGAUAUCGUCCCAGCGAGCGCCGUAACCUGCAGUACAACUCAUGGCGCCGGACCAUUCGAGAAGCCGUGGAUCCUACCGGAAGGCCUGUUAUUCUCACUCAUGCAAACUCGCUGUUCGAUUUGGAGGAGAAUACAGCACCGAAGGCGGUUGAAGCAGGUCAGUUGGCCAUCAACGUGUCUCGGUCGUCGACCAAGGCCGUUGAGAUUGAAGGUGUUGGGCACCUGUACAUUGUAACUGGAGAUAUAUCUCAGUCAGGACAGCGAGUCCUCGCUUUCUCUCAUCAAAAUGGCUCCCAAGUCCAGAUCCCCAAAGACUGGGUCGCCAACAUCGCAAUACCGGCCUCUGAAGAGCAUGCUCUAAUCCAGACAGCUGCAGAUGUGUGCUUGGGCACGUCGAUUCUCAACCGUACGCCUGAAAAUGGCUGCAUCUUAGUCCAUGAAGCCAGUGAAGGACUGACUCGGACUCUGCUUGCCCUAACGUCCACAGAGCCCAGCCGGGUCGUCUUCACCACGACCAACCGUGUAAAGCUUGACUCCGGCUUGCCCUUCUCGUUCAUUCACCCAUCCAGCCCGGAGACUUCCAUCGCUCGUCGCGUUCCAGCGGAUGUUGCAGCCUUCGUGGAUGCAUCUUUGGGAGGAGCAAAGGGACAGACCCUUGGAGCCCGUCUUGCUCGGCAUAUCUCCUCCACUCAGGGCAGGAUCAUCUCUGUUGAUGGAUUCUAUAGUCCUGCUUCCCAGCAAUGGGGUACUGUUGCGAAGGACAGCCUGUCAGCUCUUCUGCAGAAGACAACAGACGUGUUUGCGCGCGUUGACCACGAAGACUCUCCCAAGGAGCUCUCUCUGGAUGAAGUGAUUGGCGCCUCCUCAGCACGAAAGGAGAUUGAGGUCGUGAACUGGAAGAGCCAGGACAAGGCCCAAGUGAAGCUCUCGCCCGUCCAGGAUGAGGUCACCUUCAGAGGAGACCGCACAUAUCUAUUAGUCGGCCUUACAGGAGAACUGGGCAGGUCAUUGUGCCGCUGGAUGGUACAGCGUGGUGCACGCCAUCUCGUUCUCACCAGUCGCAAGCCGGACGUCGAGCAGGCAUGGUUUGAUCUCAUGGCCUCGUACGGCGCUGAAGUCCAUGUCAUGGCGAUGGAUGCCACCGACCGCAAGUCUACAUACAACGUCGUACAAAGGAUACGGAAGACUCUACCCCCUGUUGCAGGCGUUGGAAAUGGAGCCAUGAUCCUCAAUGACGGCCUCUUCAACGUCAUCUCGCACAAGGACUUCGACCAGACUCUGCGCCCAAAAGUGGAUGGCACGAUCUAUCUCAACGAGCUCUUCAAUGCCCCGGACUUGGACUUCUUCAUCGUCUUCUCGUCUCUGGCCUACGUGACUGGGAACUUCGGCCAGACCAGCUACGCCGCUGCCAACGGAUUCAUGGCGAGUCUGGUCGAGGGCCGCCAGAAGCGCGGCCUGGUGGGCAGUGUGAUGAACCUUGCUGGUAUAUUUGGUCUGGGAUACAUCACUCGUACGGACCGCACGAUCCUGGAGCGUCUUGGGAGACUGGGGUAUGCCAAUAUCUCCGAAUAUGACUUCCACCAGUUCUUUGCCGAGGCUGUGCUGGCUGGCAUUCCUGGUUCUGGACGCUGCCUUGAGGUCUCGUCGGCUCUUCGUCCUAUUGACCCUGAGAAAGAGCCAAACCCCCCUGCCUGGCUGGAUAUGCCGCGUCUAUCUCAUUACCGCCAGGCUAGGGCUGCAACCGCUGAGGGAGGUGACUCCAAGACCAUGUCGGUGCGGUCUCAGUUGAAGGAGCAGACGACCAUGGAGGAUGUUCAGAAGGUUCUCACCAGUAAGUCACAUAAUUCUAUUCUGUCCGAAGCGAUACUGACUCUAUUAGAUGGCUUGAUAUCAACCUUAUACAAGCAGCUUGGUCUCGAUCCUAACGACGAUUCUAUCUCCCCCGACACCAGCCUUGUCGAGCUUGGUAUCGACUCACUCGUGGCUGUCGAUAUGCGCGUGUGGUUUACCAAGGAACUCGACCUUGACAUGCCGGUUCUGAAACUGCUCGGUGGUGCCACAGUUGCCGCCAUGGUCGAGGAUACCAUGGAGCGCAUGUCCCCAGACCUGAUCCCCAAGGUUGCGAAGAAGGAUGUUUCACCAGCCGAUGCCGGUGCGACUGCCGAGAUUCCCACGGUUGAAGUUUCUACAGCAGAUGGCGAAGGUGAGGGCGAGCAAGAGAACAGCGCAGAGUUGGAUGAAACUUCUUCCUCCAACGACGAGCCCAGCUCAACUGAGCAGCCCUCGUCUUCCGAGGCCACUCCGCCUCCAAGUUCCAUUGCUUCAGAGUCAGACGACCUGGUCAAAGUCGAGAAGCCUGCCUCGGUGGCCUCCAUUGACUCGCCCAAGUAUGUGCGAAAGGUUAAGAUGGGAUAUGGCUCUGUCCAGUUCUUCUUCCUCGUGAAACACCUCGACGAUCCAACGGUUCUCAACAUGCAAUUCCGCCUCCCACUCCAAGGAAGGAUCAAGAUCCCUGAUUUGAAAUAUGCUGUGAAACAGCUUGGCCAGAGACAUGAAGCCUUGCGGACGGCCUUCUUCGUGGACACCGAGAACGACGAUGAGCCCACCCAGGGCGUUUUGGAGAUAUCGCCUCUGCAGCUGGAAACCGUGCAGGUUGCAGAUACUGACGAAGCCCGGCGAGUAUGCGAGGACGUUGGUAAUUACGUGUUUGAUAUUGAGUCUGGCGAGACCAUCCGCAUCCUGCUGCUGACCAUGAGCCCUACCUCACACUGGUUGGUGCUCGCCUUCCACCACAUCAGCAUCGACGGCUUCAGCUUCAACGUCUUGCUGGACGAGAUCAAUGCUUUGUACCAGGGCCAGCGUCUCCCAGCAGUGACAACCCAGUUCACCGACGUCAUGGCAAAACAGCGUGAAGAGCUGCAGACUGGAGGCAGACGUUCCGAGUUAGAGUACUGGCGACGAGCCCUAGGCCGGAUCCCCGAUCCCAUACCCCUGUUCCCCGUCGCAAAGGUCAGCUCUCGACUGCCAGUGACGAGAUAUCACUUCGAGGAGGCUCCCAUGGCUUCAAUAGACGCCGCCACUGCAGAACAAAUCCGCAAGCAGUGCCGAACCCUCAAGGCAACCCGGUUCCACUUCUUCAUGACCGUCCUGCGCGUCUUCCUCUUCGCUUUCUUGGACACGGACGAGCUCUGCAUCGGCUUUGCAGAUGCCAGUCGUGCGGACCCCAGCGUGUCCCGGACCAUCGGGUACCUGGUGAACAUGCUCUCCCUCAAAUUUGAAAGAAAACCCACACAGACCUUUGCGCAGAAGGUCGAGGAGGCUCGCACGCAGUCGUAUGCGGCCCUUGCGAACUCGACCGUGCCCUUCAAUGCACUCCUGGAGAAGCUCGAAGCACCGCGCUCGGCGGCGUAUACGCCCGUUUUCCAGGUCUUUAUGGACUAUCUCCAGCAUAAGUUCACGGCCCCCAAGGGUCUUGGGGUUGUGGAGGACGAGGUCUAUGCCCAUCUGACGCACAAUUUCUUCGACCUUGCUGUGGAUAUCAACGAUGUGUCUGCGAGCGAGAUCCUUGUUCGGUUCCGGAUGCAGCAGUAUCUCUACUCUCAGGAGAGCGUUGCUCUUCUAUUGAAGAGUUAUGUGCAGCUCGUGAAGCUGUGUGCCUAUAUGGAACCGAACAAGCCUGUUGGCGAGCCUGCUCUCUAUGAUUCCCUUGAUAUUGACCGCGCUGUUUCCGUUGGACAGGGGCCUGCUGUUGAUUCCAAGUGGCCGUCCACCCCCAUCCAGCGCAUCUUGGAUGUGGCCAAAGCGAACCCAGAAGUUACUGCUCUUGUUGACGGAGAAGGAGCAGACUUAAGCUAUACAGGAAUGGUUGAUCGUGCUCGUUCAAUUGCUUCCUCUCUCCUCGAAGCAGGAGUAGUCGCCGGUAACAUCGUGGGCGUAUAUCAGGAGCCCACAGCCGACUCCAUCUCCUCUCUUCUGGCAAUCUGGUUGAUUGGGGCUAUUUACCUACCACUUGACAGACGCGUGCCUUGCUCACGCCUGUCUCGCCUUGUUAACGACAGCCAACCUUCUGCUAUUCUUUGCCACGAACAGACUGCCUCCGAUGUCCCUCGGCUAGAGGCUGCUCCCCAGACUGCCAUCGUAGCUGUCCCUGCCAGUGGGAUAAAGAAUGAAACGGCGCUUCCCUCCAUUUCUGGCAACGGAAACGAGACCAGUAUCAUUCUCUACACCAGCGGGUCAACCGGUGUCCCCAAAGGCCUCCCUAUCCGACAUAUCAGUCUUGUGAACCAGGUCGAGGCUAUGACAGCCACCUUUGGCGUUGGAGCCGAGAGGGUCCUGCAGCAGAGUGCGCCCAGCUUCGAUGUCUCCAUGCAGCAGAUCCUCAUGGCUCUUUGCAACGGGGGAACUCUCUACGUGGUUCCAGGAGAAAUACGUCUCGAUCCCCUCGCAAUCACCAGGCUCGUCCAGUCUGAAAGGAUCACUUGGGUUCAUGCAACUCCCUCCGAGUACACGCAGUGGCUCCGUCACGGAUCGAACCACCUCAGCGCCGCGAAGGAUCUGAAGUUCGCCUUUUCUUCCGGUGAAGCUCUCUCCAACGCACUGGUCAGGGACUUUGGAUUGCUCCGCAGGCCGGAUGUCAAGCUGGUCAAUGUGUACGGUCCUGCUGAAGCUGGUGUCAUUACCGGUACUGAAAUCGAUCCCACCGCUGCGCCUGCGUUUUUGGAUGCUGGAGCCCCUGCUGUCCCUCUUGGAUAUCCACUGGCGAACAUGGCAGUCUACGUCGUUGACCGCAACCUCCGACCUGUCCCUGUCGGAGUCAGUGGGGAGAUUGUUGUUGCCGGCGCUGGCAACAUCGCAGGCUAUCUCAACCGCUCUGAGCUGACUGCAAAAGCCUUCCUCCCUGACGCCAUCACGCCUGCCAACCACUAUCCCGGCCAGCUGGCCACUCUCUAUCGAACCGGUGAUCUUGGGCGUUACAGCGCCGGCGGACAUCUGCACUACGAAGGCCGCAUGGCAGGCGACACCCAGAUCAAGCUCAACGGCAUCCGCAUCGACCUGAAAGACGUAGAAGCCUCAAUCAUUGAAACCGCGGGUGGCGAGAUCGUGAACGCCAUCGUCACCGACCACCACAAUCCAGACUUCCUGGUCGCGCAUGUCGAGCUCAAGGCCGACUUCCCUGAGGCCGAUGGCAAGGAAUUCUUGACCUACAUCCAGCAGCGUCUCCCAUUGCCCAAGUACAUGUGCCCUGCUAUGUUUAUCCCCCUCGACAACAUGCCUCUCAGCUCCCACGGCAAGCUGGAUCGCCGGGCAAUUGCUGAACGUCCUUUGCCUACUGUCGACGGUGAUGCUCAACAGAGCGAUGCGGAUCUCAGCGAGACCGAGUUGGCCCUGAGAGAACUCUGGGCUGGCUGUCUUCCGGAGGACGUCAUCAAAGUGACCAGUAUCACCGCUACCACCGACUUCUUUCAUCUAGGCGGCAACUCGUACCUGCUCGUGCGCCUGCAGCGGCUCAUCCGGGACCGAUUCAACGUAUCUGUCCCAGUUAUGACGCUCUACGACGCCAGCACAUUGAUUUCCAUGGCUCUCAAGAUCAAGAACAGCGAGUCUCUCGCCGUGAUCGACUGGGAUGCUGAAACCGUGCCGCAGAACGUUGCGUCUGGAUCAUCCUCCUCCUCCUCUGCACCCCGCAAGACGUCUGAUCUCACUGUCGUCCUAACCGGAGCCACCGGCUACCUAGGGUCCCGCAUCAUGAAAGCCCUCGUUGCAGAUAAGCAGGUCUCCAAGAUCCACUGCGUCGCUAUCCGGGGUCACUCUGCUGAGACACCGCGCGAGAUUCUGAUGCAGAACAGCUCCGACAAACUCGUCCUGCACGGCGGUUACCUCGAUGAACCAUUCCUCGGAUUAUCCGAGGCUGAAUUCAAGUCCAUCGGCCGCGAAGCAGAUAUUGUGAUUCACAGCGGCGCUAACCGUUCGUUCUGGGACCACUACGACAAACUGCGCGGCCCUAACGUCGAGUCAACCAAGACUCUAGCGAAUCUGGCAUUGCAAAAUAAUGCUCCGCUGCACUUCAUCUCUAGCGGCGGAGUGCAUCUUCUUCGCUCGAGUGGCAGUACCAAUGAGACAGAGACAGAGUAUAGCACGGCGGAGUCGCUGGCCUCGUCGCCCCCUCCCACCGAUGGCUCCAACGGCUACAUCGCAUCGAAAUGGGCAUCGGAGGUAUAUCUGGAAAACUUCAGCAAGGCAACAAACCUACCUGUGCAUGUCCAUCGUCUCACCCCAGCAGCAGAGGUAACGCCCGAAGCACCACUCGAGCUCCUCGAGGAGAUGUCCGCGCUCGCAGAGAAGCUGCAAGCCCUCCCAAGUCCCAGUGGGUGGACGGGGACGUUUGAUCUGACGCCUGCCGAUGCAUUGGGUGCUGAUAUUUCCGGUGCUGUGCUUGCUGGGCAGAAUGAGGUGCGGCUGCAAUUCAUUCACCAUCCAGCCCAGGUGAAGAUGACUAUGGAGCAUGUGGCCAAGUAUCUCGAUAUGCUUCCUGCGGCGGCGGACUUCCAGCGUUUGCCGCCAUUGCAGUGGGCUGGGAGGGCGAAGAGAGAGGGGCUGAGUUGGCAUUUCUCGAGUACGGAUUUUAUUACGAUGGGUGGUGUUAGUGGGUUGGAGUUGAGAAGAUAAAUGUUUAGAUCUUGUUGUGGUGUUGGUUCAUUCUUCAUGUCUAUAAUGUAUAUAUAUUUGCGAGUAAUUGG